Messenger RNA from Poecilia latipinna (sailfin molly), 706 nucleotides. RefSeq names its product A-agglutinin anchorage subunit-like. Lineage: Eukaryota; Metazoa; Chordata; Actinopteri; Cyprinodontiformes; Poeciliidae. The transcript is spliced from 4 exons. Bases 233 to 706 code for a protein of 157 amino acids. The record is from RefSeq and is a predicted model, not a curated record.
GUGAUAACAGGCUGCAGCUUCGGCUCUGUUAUCUUCCGCUCCCCGCCAGCAGAACUACGGAUCUCCUCCGGACCUCCAGCAGGAGUCACACGUUUCCCAUCUAAACUUUCUCCAACAACAGGAGCGCUCGUCCCAUGGUGUCCCCGGUGGAGGACUCCCGGGCAUCCACUCGUUUUGGCGGAAUCGAUCUGCGGCCGCUACUUCGGGGGUCUUUCAAAAAAAAAAAAAAGUCAUGGAAACGUGGUUUUUGAAUCAAGUCCUCCUCUGCUCUCUGUCGGUGCUGGGUCUGCCGGGGCCCCUCUGGGCAGGGACCCCCGGCUACAACAGCACGAAUUCGGUAACGGACGGGUUGUAUUAUUCAGCGGGCACAGAUGAACCCAGCAACACCGAAAACGGUGGGACUUCAACUUCAUAUUCCAGCGAGAGUUUAUCACCAUCACAGAGGGACCUCCUGCUCACACACACGGCUGGAACCGACGCUGCUACCGCGGGGCACCUCGACACAGAGCAGACAGGAGCCUUCACAGAAACAAGCAGCAGGUUUCCUGAGGCCACAAAUCUGUCCACAAAGCCACUUACCACCUCCUUUAUAACUACCACUGAGUUCAGUAGUAUCAGCAGCAGCAGCAGUAGUAGUAGUACUAGUAGUGGUAGCAGCAGCAGCAGUAGUAGUAGUACUAGUAGUGCAGUACAGUGGCUUUACUAA